Dromaius novaehollandiae (emu) is the source of this 2790-nucleotide messenger RNA. It is a transcript of the gene DND1, whose product is annotated as DND microRNA-mediated repression inhibitor 1. Gene Ontology annotation, molecular function: mRNA binding. Gene Ontology annotation, cellular component: nucleus; cytoplasm. Lineage: Eukaryota; Metazoa; Chordata; Aves; Casuariiformes; Dromaiidae. Gene Ontology annotation, biological process: negative regulation of miRNA-mediated gene silencing; mRNA stabilization. The transcript is spliced from 3 exons. The record is from RefSeq and is a predicted model, not a curated record. Bases 796 to 1827 code for a protein of 343 amino acids.
AUGCAAAGCUGGUCUUUCUGCUCCCUUUCAGCAGAACUGACCCGCUUUAGCGUCCCCACCCUCUAUACAAAAGUGUUUUCUUAUGGUCAAGAAAGGCCAACACCUUGAAGAGAGAAAGCAGCCGUUACCUGAUGAUACAAACAAAGAUGCCUCAGGUUAAAAUGUACCCAAGCAGAUAACUUUAAUUCCACUCAAUUUAUGGCCUUCAGGGGCCCUAGUGGGACCUUGCAACACUUAAUGAGCUAAAACAUAAUAUUGUCACAUAAGUGGUGUUUUCAGUCCCUCCUUGAAGUUCUUGUGACCCCAAAGCCUGGGAAGAUGCUGGCAGAGAAGGGAGUUGGCUCUCUGGGGGUCCCAGCCUGACUGGGAUCCUGUGUCAUCUUGGCUCUUUGCUCUAGCCCUUUCUUGCAAUACUGCAGGCUAUUGAGCAGGUGCCUAUGUCUCUGCUUUUAAAGCUCCCAUGGAUAUCUGUAGAGGAAUUGUUCAUGUCCUUAUGCUCUACCAAAAUCUCUGGAGUUGGCUGUUUCAUGUGGAGCAGGCUUGGAGAGCACAUGUGGAAGCCCUUAGGAUGUACAGUGUUGGGAGCCCACUCGGGUUUCCUGGUUUCAGGGCCUUACCUUAAGGGCAGAGCAGCUAAGCGUUUGCUCCUUCCUGGCCAGCUGAUGGUAGGGCUUAUGGUUGCUUCCUGGGGUUGGGAUGCCCCUGGUUGGGAGGCUGGAAACUCUUUGCCCAGAGCUGCACUAGCAUCAUCUGCCUUUGCAGACCUGGACUGACAGCAUCAACCAAGCCAAUAAGAUGGCCCUGCUCACCUGGGUGAAAGAAACUGGCAUCAACCUGGUGCAGAUCAACGGGCAGAGGCGAUAUGGUGGUCCACCACCAGGCUGGGUGGGUGACCCCCCACCGACAGGCUCGGAGGUGUUCAUCAGGAAGUUGCCGCAGGACAUGUACGAGAACACGCUGAUCCCCCUCUUCCAGAGUGUGGGGAAGCUCUACGAGUUUCGUCUCAUGAUGACAUUCAGUGGGCUCAACCGGGGCUUUGCCUAUGCCAAGUACAGCAAUCGGCGCAGUGCCAAGGUGGCGAUCACCGCCCUCAACAACUUUGAGGUGCAGGCAGGCUGCGCCAUCCUGGUGUGCAAGAGCACAGAGAAGUGCGAGCUGAGCAUGGAUGGCCUGGCCACUUCGCUGAGCCGGAAGCGCCUGGAGGCCAUGCUGCAGGAGGCCGCUGAGGGCAUCCUCAGCAUCACCCUGUAUCCCAGCCCUUACCAGAAACGGGCCCGGCUUGCUGUGGUGAAGUACAGCUCACACCGGGCUGCUGCCAUGGCCAAGAAAAGCCUGAUGGAAGGGAAUAUGAGGAUCUGUGAAGAGGAGAUGAGAGUGGACUGGCUGAAACCUGACCUGAAGCAGAAACUGCGAUCCACUGAGGAGAAGCCAUUGGCCAUCUGGGUGCCACGUGGCAAGUCUCCAUGGAGCUCCAAGCAGGUGCAGGUGCCCCUGUCUCCGGUGCUGUGCAAUGUGCUGGACCGUCUGGAUGCCCUGUGUCGGAGGCAACACCUGGGGACACCCUUGUUCUUCACAAAGUGUGUCCAGGCGAACCCUGAUGGGUGGCUGCGGUUCUGGUGUCAGGUGGUGAUCCCGGCGUACCCAGUGCCCUUCAGUGGGUUCACGUGGGUCCGGCAGGAUGUGCGGGGUGCCAGCGGGCAUGACAAGGCAAAGGACGUGCUGGCGCUGCAGGUGCUCAGGAUACUAGGUGAGUCCUUACGCAGAGCCAGAACAAUACCCACCUCUCCCAACGUCUUGGAGGAUCUCCUGGGCCUGUGGGAGUUUUGAGCUCCAUAGGGCAGGUUGGGACCCAAUCUGGGAAGAAACCAGCCCAGCCUGGCAGGGUGGGCAGGGAUCCCAGCCCAGAAACACUGCGAAAGCCUAGCCAUAGGUAACUCCAGGAGCUGCAAGCAUGGGAUGAGGUUCCUGGUAGCAGAGGGCACAAGGAGCUAGGAGGUGGCUUUGUGGCGCUGAGCUCUUGGCUUCCUGCAGCACCGCACAGAGCCUGAUGCUUUCCUCUCUGUCACAGGAUGCCGGCUGGCCUAGGCAGUCAUCCCACCUCAACCACAGGCCGAACCUGAGCCGUCGGCCUACUCAUCACCAGUCCACAGGAGCGGGAGGCAGGCCCAGCCGGGGACGUGGUCCUGUUUGUUUUGGUUUGAGUUUGUUUGAGUUUGAGAGCUGGCUCAGGAGGAUGGUGGUGAUGUCACAGUCCAUGAUGACUGCCCCAUCCUCAGCCAGCACUUGGUUCUGUUCUGUUCUUGGGGGGUGUAGGUUUUACCCACCUGGUUUAGCUUUUCUUUAACUGGUUUGUGUUGCUCUGCUAUGGUGGGGAAGCCUGAUGUAGGUCCUGGGAGAAGAGGAAACUGCUUGGAGGGACGCCUGGCAGUGAGUGAAGGCCAGGAAGGCUUAGGGGACCUCAGGGGCUGGCCUGGCAUCAUGGGCACUGUGUGUGGCCUUGGCUCUCCUGUGCUGGCAUGCCUGGUAUCUGAGGAGCAGCCUGGCUGAUGGCAUGAAGUUGAUGUUCAAGAUGGGGACAGGGCCAUGCAUGGGGACUGUCCUGGUAAAGGGGGUAUGUCCCAUUGGCUGGCAGAGCUGCUUUUUAACUAGGAGAACGUCUGCAGGCUCUUGGAGACGUGGGGCUGUUUGUAUCCCUGGGCUGCGAGGAAGCAGCGGUGGGGUUACCAGCUGUCUAUGAAUGAGUCGUCAGCACCAGGAGGACUGGCCGCAAGCUGGCCACUUGGUAUUAAA